Molecule: messenger RNA, 1278 nt
Organism: Aphidius gifuensis
Lineage: Eukaryota; Metazoa; Arthropoda; Insecta; Hymenoptera; Braconidae
Product: 3-hydroxyacyl-CoA dehydrogenase type-2-like
Exons: 4
Coding region: 402-1163 (253 amino acids)
Biological process (GO): estrogen metabolic process; androgen metabolic process; fatty acid metabolic process
Cellular component (GO): mitochondrion
Molecular function (GO): estradiol 17-beta-dehydrogenase [NAD(P)+] activity
Source: RefSeq, a predicted model, not a curated record
GACACGGUACAUUAUAAAUAUAUGAAUAAAUAAAUAAAUAAAUAAAAACGUCCGGUGCAGCCUACAUCUUUGUUCCUAUCCAAAACAAUAAAUUUUAAAUACCUCAGUAGAAAUAUUACCAUUUAAAAAUUUCUACGGCUCAUCCAAGACCUUACAUCAUCUUACAUUAUCUGUUAGAAAGAAAUUUUUCUAAGCCUUUUACCGUUAAGAGAAAUCGUCCCUUCACCGAUGGUGGGAACACUUAUACAAUGACAAAAGAUGGUUAAAAUUUCCUUUCAAAAUUUUUGGAGAAUAUUUUUCAAGCAGUCUGUCUUGAAUUGUCAACGAAAAAACAAGUCUAAGUUCCUAUCAAUUUACCAUUUUGUUACAUCACGGUGAAAUAAUAAAAAAUUGAAGAAAACAUGGAGAAUGUUUUUGCAUUGGUGACGGGUGGAGCAUCUGGAAUUGGUAAAGCAACAGUGAAAAUGAUUGUGUCAAAUGGUGGAAAAGUUGUGAUAGCUGAUAUAAAUCCCCAAGGCAAUGCUCUCGCCUCUGAAUUAGGAAAAAAUGUUUUAUUUCACCAAACAGAUGUAACUUCAGAAGAUUCAGUUGACAAAGCAAUAGAGUUUAUAAAAGAUAGUUUUGGAAAAUUGAAUGUUGUUGUUAAUUGUGCUGGAAUAUUUUGUCUCGAAAGAAUUUAUGAUUUCGAUAAUAACAAGCCACAAUCACUGGAUAAUUGUAAAAAAGUAUUUGAGGUAAAUACAUUUGGAACUAUCAAUGUGAUGGCUAGAUCAAUUGGAUUGAUGAAAGACAAUGAACUUGAUGAAAGUGGUCAAAGAGGAGUUAUUAUUAAUAUAAGCAGUAUUGCUGGAUUUAGUACUGCUCCAGGAUUAUUUGCUUAUGGAGCUUCAAAAGCAGCUAUUCACAGUUUGACAGAAAGUACAGCAAAGCAUGUCGCUUGUGUUGGUAUUCGUGUUGUUGGUAUUGCACCAAGUCUUACAAAAACACCAAUGACUGAUAAAGUGGCACCACAAAUAUUGGAUUUUGUCAACAAAGAUUUGCUGUUUCCACGUAGACUAGGACAAGUAGAUGAAAUCACUCAUACCAUUAAAUUUCUGAUUGAAAAUAAAUUUAUCAACUCUGAAAUUAUACGUCAUGAUGCUGGUUUUCGUCUCAGUAAUUAGCAAUAAACAAAAAUGUUAUUCUAAAAAUAUGUUGAAUAUUUUUCAAAUUAAAUUAAAAAAUAUAUUUUCAAAUAAACUGAUGAAAUUUUAACUCAGUGGUUAAAUAUACAUUCAA